GUUCCCUCCAUAUGAGAUUUAUCUGAGGGCAUAGAUGCCAUCAGAAAUGAUAUAAUGGAUGGGGCAGUGGAUCAGAGGCUGGUCAAUCUAGAGGCGUAUGUCCGGCGUUUCUAUGUCGGCAUAGUAGGCGGCAACAGUAUGUUCAUCUUCCAAGCAAGGAGGAGGAUGCUGAAUAAUGACGCAGAGAGCUACUACGCAAAGCUGCUUACCGCGUUUGGUCCAAAUCUGAACGUGUGGACAUUUAUCAGACUCUCUUUAUUCCUUCAAACUAUGGAAAAUGAAAGCUACGCCAACAUCCUGAGGAUGGAGAGAGGCGUUCCUGUGAGGAGGGAAGGUGGCCACACCUCAAACACGGAGGUCAUCAACAGAGCGCUUUGUAAGCUUAUUGCGGGGCAGUAUACACUCUGCCGGUUUUUGAUGAAAGUUGGCCAUUGCGCCGAUGAUCUGACCGAAAUGGCCAAUCGGCAACUUGCGGCCGCCAAUGGUGCAGAAACCAACGGGCGCAUUGGAGAUGUCGAUUGGAUGUUACCGGUGGCCGCCGAAGAGGUGUUCGUGGCAACAGCCAAUCGACCACGACAGCGUCAACUAAGGCCCCGGCAGCACCACUACACGCGUCCGCAAGAAGCGGUUCAACAGCAACCACUGGUUGACCCGCAGCAGCCGAUGCCGUGCCAGCAGCUCCAAUUGAAGGUGAAACAGUGCUUCAAAAUGCUAAAAUUUGUCAAAUGAAAUUUAUUGGAAUUAGUUCGCAUUCCCGUGAACUUUUACUCGGAUAGUAGAAUACAUGGUACCUAAAAAGUCUGUGAUAUAUUACUUUUGACAUGAAGAGGAGAAACCCAUUCCUCCCUCCACAGUUUGUAGCAUAGACACAGACAUACAUCCUGCGCACAAUUGGAUGCGCCGUGUCAUUUUGCUUCAUGUUCUUGUGAU
Nilaparvata lugens (brown planthopper) is the source of this 930-nucleotide messenger RNA. RefSeq lists its product as uncharacterized. Bases 55 to 729 code for a protein of 224 amino acids. The record is from RefSeq and is a predicted model, not a curated record. The transcript has 2 exons. Lineage: Eukaryota; Metazoa; Arthropoda; Insecta; Hemiptera; Delphacidae.